GAAAAAAGCUGCUCUUGGGCAAGAAUCCUUUUAAUUUUUGUUCAGACUCCCCCCUGCGCUGCUGGAUAGCGCGAGGAAGAGACAUGGAAAAGCUCAUGCAUCUGGUCUUGUUGGUCUCCUUAUCAGACCUGUGUGUGGCAGAGAACAUCACAGUGGUGUACGGAAUGGAAGGAGAGACCAUCUCCAUCAGCUGUGCCUACAGCCCCAAGGAGAACAAGUGGAGAGAGAAGAGCUGGUGCAAACACGUCAAUAAGACUGAGUGCCAGCACGUGGUCAGCGCUCACCGCUUCUGGCUCCAGUUCCUGAAGAAGUGGAACGGCAACACUUCCAUUGCUGACAACAUCCAUACGGGGGUCCUCACGGUGACCAUGAAGAGACUCCAGAAACAGGAUGCAGGGCUGUACCAAUGCAAGACUGACUUCUUAGGAGAAGCAAGGACCUUAAAGAAGGUGAAAGUGGAGGUGCUGGGAG
Molecule: messenger RNA, 471 nt
Organism: Terrapene triunguis (Three-toed box turtle)
Lineage: Eukaryota; Metazoa; Chordata; Testudines; Emydidae
Product: triggering receptor expressed on myeloid cells 2-like
Exons: 2
Cellular component (GO): cell surface
Molecular function (GO): signaling receptor activity
Source: RefSeq, a predicted model, not a curated record